GUCAUAGCUUUUGUGUGUUCAAGUCGAAUGCAACUUGUGUUUUUGUUCUUUCAAGUAACAUCUGGAUUUGUGUUCCUCAUAAUUGUUAUUCACUAUAUUUAUUAUAUAAUAAAUGCUGUUGCUGGUGAUUUUGCUAUUACCACGACAAUAAAAACUUGCUCGAGCGAACCCGAUUCCACGAAAGCUUCAAAUCAUCACAGAGCAACAAAGGAAUCAAAUCAGGAUCCAAUUUUGGUCCAAGCAACUAAAACACCUAAGUCGAGCACAAUGCAAUCAAGUGAUGAUGCCAAGUUUAUUAAAAAACGCUGGAAGGGCGGCAGCAUUGAACCACACCCUACCGAUAAAGCCUUAAUAGUAAACUACCAAUUGGAGGCGACUGUUUUUGGAGAACCCAACAAUCCCAUGAUUGAAGAAAAGAAGAAUUGCCAGAAAAUCAUACGCUUGCGAUCAUUAAACGCCAAAACAGACCCAGCGAGUCUGGCUCGAGAAGUAGUGGAGAAAUGUGACCUUAUACACAAGUCGCAGUUAAACGAUGUUGAACAGAUCAUAUUCUAUCUGAAGAACCGCAAAGACAACGCAACGAACGAUAUUACUGACAACAGUCACAAUAGUAAUCGAAGAGCAACUGCUGUUCACAACUCCCAUAUGCGGUCUUCUGCACGAUCGCACAAUAACGUAACGGCUAUGACCAGUAGCACCAUGGGGACGGGAUCUGGAGGGACAACAGCAUUGACAACGCCAUCGACAGAUCCAGUAUCCAUUAAUAACAUUGAUGAGUAUGUGGAGCUCUUAUAUGAAGAGGUGGCGGAGCGAGUUCGUGGCUCGGCAAUGAUAUUGCAAAUAGCGCGUAAUGCUGAUAAUCUUGAGGAACUGGAAAAGAACGAAGCUUGCCUCAGUGCAUUGUCUCGCGUUUUGCGCGAGGAUUGGCGCAAAUGUCUGGAUUUAUCCACCAACAUAAUUUAUAUAUUCUUCUGCUUUUCUACCUACACCAAGUUCCAUCCUCUAAUUGUUCAUUACAAGAUUGGAUCACUUUGCAUGGAUGUCAUCGACUAUGAACUGCGCCGAUACGAGACCAUGCGCAAUGAGUUGGACGUGCGUAAGCAGCCUUAUGAUUCCACUCCGCUAUCUGCUAAGGCCAGUAAAGAGAAACUUAAUCGCAGCACUGACAACUUUUUGGAUAUUAUGAACGAAGAGAAACCCAAAGACAUGGAACCUCCACGACGACGCAUACCAGAGCUAAAACAGCGUCCGAAGUCUGGCAAUUGGAGUAGCUUUCACGGAACAAUGUCUUCCUCUUUAAUUAAAAGUCAAGUGCUUAACAGCAGUUACCAUGAGGCAUUGUCCGCGGGAACUGGAACUUCUUGCAAUGCCAAUUCGAGUGCGAUGGAUUCAGCAUAUUCGGUUGAUUCAAAAGCGCAGAGCAACGAAUCCCUAGAUCAUAGCGAUCCUAAAGUCAAAAAGGAGGAAUUCGAUCGACUCAACAAGCAACUGAAGAUGUUUGCCAAGAAACAGGAACAAUUGCUGCGCGUUGCAUUCUAUCUGCUGCUGAACAUGGCUGAAAAUGUUAAGCUGGAGGAAAAGAUGCGUAGAAAGAAUAUUGUUAAAAUGCUUGUGAAAGCACUGGAUCGCCAGAAUAUUGAUCUGCUUAUGCUCGCCAGCACAUUUCUCAAGAAAUUGUGUAUUGUGGGCGAUAACAAAGAUGAGAUGUCCAAUUUAAACAUUGUCGCCAAGCUACCUCGCCUCUUUCAAAAUGCACAUACGGAUCUCGUGCAGGUCACACUCAAGCUAGUCUUCAAUCUAUCAUUUGAUGGUGGGAUUCGCAGGCAAAUGAUUGCAGCUGGUUAUCUGCCCAUGCUUAUCAAGUUCAUCAACGAUGAGAAGCAUCACGCAACUGCAGUCAAAAUACUUUAUCAUAUGAGUCUCGAUGACAAAGUGAAAUCAAUGUUUACCCACACGGAGUGUGUACAAAUGGCCACUGAUGCCAUCAUACUGAAUCUCAACGUAAAGGUGGAUCCCGAUCUUAUAGCGCUGUGCAUUAAUUUGUCACUUAACCAUCGCAAUGCGCAGAUUAUGGUCGAAGGUAAACGACUACACAGCCUCAUGGAUCGUGCCUUUAAAUAUCAAGAUGCUCUUCUCAUGAAAUUGUUACGAACUCUUUCGCAACACGAGUCGCUGCAACUGCUGUACAUCGAUUACGUGGGAGAUUUAGCCCGGAUUUUAACCAUAUGUGACAAUGAAUCUUUUAUUGUCGAGUGCUUGGGAAUACUGGGAAAUCUUGCGCUUACUGACCUCGAUUAUUCGCAAAUCCUACAAAACUUUCAACUAAUUCCAUGGAUACGUCAAUUACUAGUUCCCUGUGCCAGAAUGGAUGAUCUGGUGCUCGAUACCAUUGUUUAUCUGGGCACUUGUGCUUGCGACGAACUUUGUGCGCUAUUAUUCUGUCGAGCUAAGGUCGUUCUAUCGCUAAUCGAGCUGCUAAAAGCCAAGCAGGAGGAUGAUGAGAUUGUGUUGCAGAUCAUUUUCGUAUUUCAACAGAUACUUCAACACGAAAGCACUCGCGAGUACAUGAUUAAGGAGACUGAGUCACCGGCCUAUCUAAUCGAUCUCAUGCACGACAAGAACGAAGCAAUCCGAAAUGUAUGCGAUUAUUGUCUGGAUAUUAUAGCCAUCAGCAAUAGUGAAUGGGCUAAGCGAAUUAAACUGGAAAAAUUCCGUAAUCAUAACUCACAAUGGCUCUGCAUGGUGGAGUCGCAACAGGAUCGUGAAACAGAACAGGACUUUUUAGAAAAUAACGAUGACGAUAAUGAUUUGGACACGUAUUUGCGAUCCGAGUACCUAAAUAAUUGCGACCUUUACAAUAGCUCCAACAUUAACGAGCGCGAUAAUGACACAAACAGUACCAAUAGUAAUAAUCCAGGCAGUCCAUCUUAUAGCAGGCCAAUCAGCACCUACCGACGAAGCCAGGAUCUUGACGAAUUAUACAAUAUGACCUCAAGCUCGAAGUCACAAGGUUCCAACCAAGGCGUCAAUGAAAGUAAUUACAAUAUGUUUAAGCCGCAAGAUGGUGAUGACAUGAAUGAAGAGCUGGCAUAGUUAAGAUAUUGAAUAAAUUAUGUAAAUUAUAUCGCAAAAUUAGUCAGUGUUGUCAUUAUAAAGUGUAUCUGUUUCUAACAAUUUUUGUUUCAAAACGAUGUUCACUUGUUGAAGAUUUCGUUCGUAACGAAACUUCUAGCUUAAACUGUAUUGCACAUUGUACAACAAAAAAACUUGGUCUCAGUCUUUUAAUUUUGUUUUAGCAUAAAUUGAAAAAAUUAUUAUUUAAUGCAAUAAAUACAUUUUUCUAAUGAG
This is a messenger RNA of Drosophila nasuta, 3348 nucleotides long. It is a transcript of the gene Kap3, whose product is annotated as kinesin associated protein 3. The transcript is spliced from 9 exons. Gene Ontology annotation, biological process: microtubule-based movement; cilium organization. The record is from RefSeq and is a predicted model, not a curated record. Bases 28 to 3093 code for a protein of 1021 amino acids. Gene Ontology annotation, molecular function: kinesin binding. Lineage: Eukaryota; Metazoa; Arthropoda; Insecta; Diptera; Drosophilidae. Gene Ontology annotation, cellular component: axoneme; ciliary transition zone; kinesin II complex.